GGUGCUGCCGAAGGGAGACCAGAGCCGAGAAGGACCGGACAGGGGAAAGGGCGCAGGAGGGAGAGCGGGCGCGCAUGCCAGUCGGGACCCUUGGACGGCGGGUGCCCAGGAGGAGGAAGACCUGGCGCGACUCCUCGUCGUCCGCAGCGGCAGCCCCCAUGGCGACCAGAGGACUUUAAAGGAGUUCGGGGGCUUUGGCAGGAUCUGGGCGAUUCCGGGUACGCAGAGGGCGAGCACCGCAGACGGAAGGAUUUCUUUUUUCUUUAUUUUUUCCUCCCCAGCAUCCGCCCCGUCGGGGCUAAGCUGCUUGGAAGGUCACGGCCGAGGCAUCGCUUGGGGUCAAGGGGGGAAAGGGCAGCGCCACUGCCUCUCCCGCUCCGGAGCGGCACAUUGUUGCAACUGAAAGCGAGAAGGCUGCCAAGCUUCCUCGGAGGAGUGAAGCGAGAGGCGGGGAAAGGAGCGCCGGAGACAAAGGGGAAGCAACUCUCCGUGCCCUGCACUCCCCGCCUGGCUGUUUCUUCUGCGAUCGCUGUCCCGAGCAGCCCUGCCUUUGCGCACCGCCGCGGGGAUCCGUAGGAUCGAGCGCGCGGCUGCAGGCUGCGGGGUAGCCCAGGCAGCGGGGUAGCUGCUGCGAGCCACCUCGGGGGGCCCGGGAGCGGCUCGUGCGCGCUCCGAGAGGCCUGCAGCGGCUGAAGCAGGCAGGCAGGCGGGUGGGUGUGUUAGGGAAAAAAGAAGCGAGAGAAAGGGAGCGGCGUCUCUUCUCGACGAAGCAGAGGCGCGGAGGAGAAGCGACCUCAUCUGAUCCCUUUCGGCGUGCGCGCCUGACGUUUUGCUGCGCGGGCUGCUUGCGCGGACUCUUCUUUCUCACUCCUCUCUUUCCCUCUCUCUCUUUCCCUCCCCUCUCGCUCAGAUCCGGCGAUUCUUGCUCUCGCCUCGCCCUGUCAUUGAUGGGAAAUCAACUGGAUCGCAUCACGCACCUGAAUUACAGCGAGCUGCCGACCGGGGACCCCUCUGGCAUCGAGAAGGACGAGCUGCGCGUCGGGGUGGCUUACUUCUUCUCGGAUGAGGAAGAGGACCUGGACGAGCGAGGAGGGCAGCCGGACAAGUACAGCGUGAAAGGCUCCAGCAGCCCCGUCCAAGAGACCCCCACCCACCACCAUCAUCCCCACCACCACCAUCACCACCACCACCCUCCGCAGCUGGUGCUGAGCGAGACCCAGUUCUCCGCCUUCCGCGGCCAGGAAUGCAUCUUCUCCAAGGUGAGCGGAGACCCCCAGGCUGGGGAUUUGAGCGUCUACCCGGUGGCGGCCCUGCCUGCCUUGUGCAAGCCGGGCGACCUGCUGGAGCUGCUGUACCUGGGGCCGUCCGACCACCCUCCUCCUCCGCCACACUGGGCAGUCUAUGUGGGCAGCGGGCAGAUCAUCCACUUGCACCAGGGCCAGAUUCGCCAGGACAGCUUGUACGAGGCGGCCGCUGGCAACGUGGGCCGGGUGGUGAGUAGCUGGUACCGCUACCGCCCCCUGGUGGCGGAGCUGGUGGUGCAGAACGCCUGCGGCCACCUGGGCUUAAAGAGCCACGAGAUCUGCUGGACGAACUCGGAGAGCUUCGCCGCCUGGUGCCGCUUCGGCAAACGGGAGUUCAAAGCCGGCGGCGAGCUCCAGCCGCCCUCGGGCUCCCAGCCCCGGGAGCAGCAGUACUAUCUCAAGAUCCACCUGGCCGACAACCAGGUGCACACGUUGCGCUUCCAGAGCCUCGAGGACCUAAUCAGGGAGAAGCGCAGGAUCGACGCCAGCGGCAAACUGAGAGUGAUCAAAGAGCUGGCCAUCGUGGAUGGCAAAGAGUGAAAAGGGGGCGCCUGGGUGGGUGGGGGUCACAGCAGGGAGAGGCCAGCUCUGGUCCGGCCGGCGUGCCCCACCCGGACUCGUCCCCCCGCCACGUGGGUGGCCGCCCUCUUUCUCUCUCGCUCUCCCCCGCCCCACUUUCCCUUUCCGUUCUGUUCCAUCGAGGGGGAAAACCAUGGCAACAUUCCCAGCGAAACCAGCGCCGCUCCUCCGGCUCUCAUUGGCCAGUGCUCGGUUCGCCUCCGACUGACACGAUCACACUAGUGAUACCCAUCGAAGACGAGGAUGCGGGCGGCGGAAAAGCGGGCGGGGGGUGGGAGGGAGGAGCGAUGCAGUUAGCAAAAGUAUGCGGACAAAGUCACUCCUGGCUAUCGAUGUUGAUCAUAGCUCCCAGCGUGCUUAAUAAAAUUUCAAAUU
Molecule: messenger RNA, 2258 nt
Organism: Podarcis lilfordi (Lilford's wall lizard)
Lineage: Eukaryota; Metazoa; Chordata; Lepidosauria; Squamata; Lacertidae
Source: the annotation of a GenBank genome assembly